Molecule: messenger RNA, 357 nt
Organism: Brassica rapa (field mustard)
Lineage: Eukaryota; Viridiplantae; Streptophyta; Magnoliopsida; Brassicales; Brassicaceae
Molecular function (GO): nucleic acid binding; RNA-DNA hybrid ribonuclease activity
Source: RefSeq, a predicted model, not a curated record
AUGGGUACAAUGUCUAUUCGCAGGAGUCUAUCACCUUUACAUGCAAAAUGUGAAGCUUUGAUAUGGGCGAUGGAGUGCAUGAAGACCCUACAUAUCUCAGAAGUGGUGUUUGCAACCGACUGCUCACAAUUAGUGAAGAUGGUGUCUACACCAACAGAAUGGCCGGCAUUCACUACUCACAUGGAAGAGUUUCUACGAUGUAAGGAUUACUUCCCCAACUUCUUCAUUCAACAUAUUCCAAGGGCACAAAACACAAUGGCGGACAAACUAGCACGAGGUGCUAGAGACAUACCUUCUGCUAUGGUUUAUGUUGAUUCAGUUCCACCGAGAUGGCUCUCGCGGCCGGAACCGGUUUAG